AUGGCAAAACCUUUCAUCUCUACUCCCUUCAUUACUAUUACUCUAUUACUCUUCAUCCUCCUUGGCACCAUUCCUUCUUCACAUUCAAACAACCAUACUGAUCUUGAAGCUCUUCUUGCAUUCAAGAAAUCCAUACACGCCGAUCCAUUGCAUGCAUUGAGCUCAUGGAACGAAACUACGCAUUUCUGCAUGUGGAAUGGCGUCUCCUGCAGCAAAAGGCAUCCAAGCAGAGUCAUCUCUCUGUCUCUGCAGUCUCAAGGCCUAGUGGGAUCGCUCUCGCCUCACAUAGGUAACCUCUCUUUUCUAAGAAUCAUCGACUUGAAAAACAACACCUUCAACGGCCCAAUCCCUCAGGAGAUUGGUUGCCUCAGAAGGCUUCAAGAAAUCAAGUUUAACAUCAAUUCUUUAGAAGGUGGGAUUCCCACAAACCUAUCACGAUGCAAAAAUCUUUAUUACCUGAAUUUGAUUGACAAUAAGCUCACCGGAGGCAUAGUCCCCGAGAUAGCUUCUCUUGUCAACCUCCAAUAUUUUGGCUUGAUGAGAAACAUGCUUUUGGGGACUAUCCCACCAUUCCUAGGAAACCUCACAUAUCUCUCACAACUUGUAAUUGGAGAUUGCGGGUUGCAAGGAUUUAUUCCGGAGUCCCUCUCUCAGCUUAGAGGAUUGCGGCUGUUAAAUUUGGGUGGGAAUAAUCUAACUGGUACAAUACCGUUAGGCCUUUUUAAUGUUUCAAGUAUCGAAUUUUUCCUAGUUGAUUACAAUCGACUCCAUGGAAACAUACAUUCCGACAUAGGCUCUAGUACACUUCCCAAGUUGAAGUACCUUUAUUUGCAUUCCAAUCUUUUCACUGGAAUGCUUCCAUCUUUUCUAUCAAAUUGUUCCCUGAUUGAACGCAUUGAAGUAACUUUGAACAGUUUCACAGGUAAUAUGAUAGAUUCAACGAGGCUUUCAGCUCUUGAAUUUCUUUUUGCUGGAUAUAACCGUUUCAAUGGAAAUAUAGUUAGUAUUUUAUCAUCCCUUACAAACUGCACCAACCUUUCAGCUUUGGCGUUGUUUGAUAACAAUUUUACUGGUUCGUUACCAGAUUCCAUUGGCAAUCUUUCUGAUCGCUUGGUUCUCGUGUCCCUCGGUCGCAACCAGUUAAGUGGAAGCAUUCCAUCCAGUAUAGGAAACCUUGUUGGUCUCACUGGUUUAUAUGCUGAUACCAAUAAUCUAAUAGGUCCAAUUCCUUCCUCCAUUGGAAAACUUCAUAAGUUGCAAGAAAUCAAUUUCUCUAGAAAUAGACUAACAGAUGAGGUGCCAUUUUCAUUAGGCAACUUGACAUUGUUGAACUCUCUUUCCCUAAGAUUAAACAAUCUUUCUGGAGGUAUACCUCAAAGUCUUGCCAACUGUACCAACUUGUCAUUGUUAUAUCUUUCAUAUAACAAUCUCAGUGGUUCAAUACCUCCUGAGAUUGUUAAGCUUUCCUCUAUAGGCAUUGCUCUAGACAUAUCUCACAAUAUUUUAACUGGUACUAUUCCAUUAGAAGUUGGGGCUUUGAGAAAUCUUGGAAUCAUGGACUUGUCCCACAACAGAUUAUCCGGAACCAUUCCUUCUUCUUUGGGGAGUUGCGUGAUGCUCAUCUCGCUUUACCUAGGGGAAAAUUCUAUUCAGGGUGAGAUACCUGAUAGUCUGAGGUCUUUGAGAGGUUUAGAAUAUUUGGAUAUUUCGCAGAAUAAUCUUUCAGGGAUGAUUCCUAGAUUUCUUGUUGAGUUUCGUUUGUUGUAUCUCAACAUUUCUUUUAAUGAGCUGCAAGGUGAAGUCCCAACUCUUGGAGUUUUCCAAAAUAAGAGUGCAAUCUCACUUGAAGGAAACCAAGGCUUGUGUGGUGGUAUUGCAACUUUAAACCUUCCUUCUUGUCCAUCAUCACCAAAAUCAGCCAAGAAAGGUUUAGGGAAAAUCUUGAUCCCAACUAUUGUCGGAGCCAUAUGCCUUGCGCUUGCAGUGUGCUUAUGUGUGAUCAAUAUCUAUAAGCGACGAACAUUGCAAAAUGUUGGAACCCCAAUAUUCCAACUGCCAGAGUUUUUGAGGCUAUCUUACGGAGAUCUCUUGAAUGCCACAAAUGGAUUCUCGGAGACGAAUCUAGUUGGUGCAGGUAGAUUUGGAUCUGUGUUUAAAGGAACUAUCAAUGAAUAUGAAGAGCAUACAGAUGUGGCAAUGAAGGUUCUUAAUCUCAACGUAAGAGGAGCUUGUAAGAGUUUGGCAUCAGAAUGCAAUGCUUUGAGAGGCAUUCGACACAAAAACUUGCUCAAGAUUGUGAGUGUAUGUGACAGCAUGGAUUUUCAAGGGAAUGAUUUCAAAGCAUUGGUGUAUGAAUUUGUAGCCAACGGAAGCCUCGAUAACUGGCUGCAUUCGGAGAAUGAAGGCAGGGGAAAUCUCAGUGCUAUUCAGAGACUCAAUAUUGCGAUUGAUAUUGCAUAUGCAGUCGAGUACUUGCAUUGUGGUACAGACUCCAUAGUUAUUCAUGGAGAUUUGAAGCCGAGUAACAUUCUCUUGGAUCAAGACAUGGUCGCUAAAGUUGGUGAUUUUGGUUUAGCCAAAAUCGUUUCAAGCAUUUCACAAGAGUAUGGCAUGAGCUACGUUGCAUCAACUCAAGGGGAUGUAUACAGUUACGGAAUUCUUGUUCUUGAGAUGUUCACAAACAGAAGACCAACAAGUGAUGCAUUCGAAGGGUGUCUAAAUCUCCAAGACUUCGUCACCACAGCCUUAUCCGACCGUGUAACAGAAGUAGUGGAUCCAGUUCUUCAUCAAGAACUUAAUGUGAAUGAAAAGUAUUGGGAGUGCAUUGUUUCAGUUGUGAGGAUUGGAGUUAGAUGCUCGAAGCAGCUUCCUAGAGAUCGCAUGUCGAUGGCAGAGGUUGUUAAUGACUUGAAAAAGACAAGAGAUGUGUUUCUUGCUCACCAGAAUGACAGAAAUGCUUCUCCAUCUCAACACUAA
This is a messenger RNA of Salvia splendens (bonfire salvia), 2976 nucleotides long. Its product is annotated as probable LRR receptor-like serine/threonine-protein kinase At3g47570. The coding region runs from base 1 to 2976 and encodes 991 amino acids. The transcript has 2 exons. The record is from RefSeq and is a predicted model, not a curated record. NCBI's taxonomy places the organism in Eukaryota, Viridiplantae, Streptophyta, Magnoliopsida, Lamiales, Lamiaceae. Gene Ontology annotation, molecular function: protein binding; protein kinase activity; ATP binding. Gene Ontology annotation, biological process: protein phosphorylation.